Molecule: messenger RNA, 7451 nt
Organism: Scatophagus argus
Lineage: Eukaryota; Metazoa; Chordata; Actinopteri; Scatophagidae
Product: E3 ubiquitin-protein ligase RBBP6-like
Exons: 20
Coding region: 1037-6313 (1758 amino acids)
Biological process (GO): protein ubiquitination; mRNA processing; ubiquitin-dependent protein catabolic process
Cellular component (GO): nucleus
Molecular function (GO): ubiquitin protein ligase activity; zinc ion binding; nucleic acid binding
Source: RefSeq, a predicted model, not a curated record
AGUUCAUUUACUCUUUGGAAGCAACCACGUCCGGUUCCGUGCGGCGCCAUUUUGAUGAAACAGCGAGGAGUGAAACAGCUUGGACGACCGAAAUGGAUUUUAUGGAUUAAAACUGAAGAAUUGUCUGGAUACAUAACUUUACACUUUAGAUUAAGGGAAAUGGUCGUGUACUGAAGAGGAAUUUUUACGCCCUAACUGCGUAACUGAUGGAUUUUCUUCGAUUAAUUCGACAGCUAACUUGGACAACAUUGCUAGCGUAGCACCGUUAACCAUUAGCUGUUAGCUUUUGUUAGAUAAGUGUUUUCAUAUUGUGUUGAGUGGCACCGGUAGCUAAUCUCGAGGUGUAGCAUGUUAGCCUUGGCAUUAGCUCACUAGCUAAUUUAACAUUUAAACGGUAAAUUUCGAUUUCAGGAUAAUCCCUUUGAGCUCUAACGGCGGUAAUAUAACACUUGGGGACUCGUCCCAUCAAGUUUUCUGGACUUUUUGAGGAUCUCGGUAGUGUUUGUUCUGAAUUGAAAAAUAAGAACUGUUCUGAAACGGAAAAACAUUACCCACAAGGACUGAUACUAAGGAAACCCCAGGCCCGCUGCUAGCUACAGUAGCGGCUUGCAGCGCGGCGGCCCGGGCUUUCCACCAAGGACAAUUCUCGACGGACUUGGCCUCAUUUACAUCCAUGUGACAGAUUUACACUGUGCUGCAUGGACUCUCUUGGAUUUGGUGGCACCCUGUUGUGUUUUAUCGGACUCUAACAAGAACUGACGAGGCACGCUGCGCCUCUCAAUGGCGCUCUGGCCUCAAGCCACGAUCAUUUUUCUUUGGCAAUAACAAGAACUCUGUCGUCAUCUGCGAGCUGAUCCCUUCCUUAUUUUAGUCCUUUCUAUGUCCACAGUGUUUCAGCGAAUAUAAAGAAGGUUUACCUAUUAAAGUCACCAGAUUUAGCCUCCUGUGUACAGUGUUGACGCUUUUUAUUUUGUUAUACCAGGCCUGUGUUUUUUUCCCUUGUGCUUGAUUGACAUAAGUGCUUAGACCUGUAAAAAUGUCGUGUGUUCACUAUAAGUUUUCUUCCAAACUGGACUACAACACAGUCACUUUCGAUGGGCUGCAUAUCACCCUCAGUGAGCUUAAAAGGCAGAUUAUGGGCCGAGAGCGCCUCAAGGCCACAGACUGCGACCUGCAGAUCACCAAUGCGCAGACUCGAGAAGAAUACACAGAUGAUGAAGCCCACAUCCCGAAACAUUCGUCCGUGAUCGUCCGCCGGACUCCAAUUGGUGGAGUAAAACCUGCUGGCAGGACGUUCAUUGUAGAUCGUUCUGACACAGCUGUGGUGGGAUCUUCCAGACCCACUGAUUCUUCUCCUUCUUUGUCACUUGCCCAACUCGCCAAGACCGCUAACCUGGUUGACGCAAAUGCAUCAGAGGAGGACAAGAUUAAAGCCAUGAUGUCUCAGUCCAAUCACGAAUAUGACCCGAUACAUUACUCCAAGAAGGCAGUUGGACCUCCACCUGCUCACUACACCUGCUUCCGUUGUGGAAAGGCCGGUCACUACAUUCGACAGUGCCCCAUGCUGAUGGUCCAAGAUAAAAGUGUGGAGGGUCCCAAGCAAGUAAGGAUCAGUAAGGGCAUUCCUCAGAGUUUCAUGGUGAAAGCAGAGCCAGGCACCAAAGGAGCCAUGUUAACAAGCACUGGAGAAUACGCUAUACCCGCUAUAGAUGCGGAAGCAUACGCACAAGGAAAGAAGGAGCGCCCUCCAUUUGUUCCACAUGACCAGUCAUCAUCUGAGGAUGAUUCAGAUCCGAUCCCAGAUGAACUUUUGUGUCCCAUCUGCAACGACCUGAUGACCGAUGCUGUAGUUAUACCCUGCUGUGGAAACAGUUACUGUGACGAUUGUAUUAGGACUGCCUUGUUGGACUCAGAGGAGCACAUCUGCUUCACAUGCAAACAGUCGGAUGUUUCACCUGAUAAUCUCAUUGCCAACAAGUUUCUUCGACAGGCUGUGAACAACUUUAAGAACGAGACUGGAUACACAAAACGUGUGCGCAAGUCGAUCCAAAAUGCAGCCCCACCUCCACCACGGCUCCAGUUGGUCAGGCCUCUGCACUCAAGACAGCAGGACCCACUGUUAGCCAAUGUCCCUCCCUCUUCCUCUACAAGCGCACCCUCCUCCACACCUCCAGCACAGGUCCCACCUCCUGCACCUGCUGCUGCAUCUGCUACUGCUGCUGCUCCUACUCCUCCUCAUGCUGCUGCUGUUGAAGGACAGGUUGCUUCACCAGCCCCUCCACCCAUUGUUGACCACCAUUCUCCUAUGCAGUCCACGAGCCAUGGUGAACCACCCCCACCAGGUGAAACGGAUCCGGAACCCUCUGUGACGCCAGACUCAUCAUUGAACUCAGAAAGUGGAUCACGGAACUACCACUUAAGUGUUGUUGGCCUCCCCCCACCUACAAGGCCGACUCAUCCUUCAGGUCACCAGUCACGGCACCACCACUCUAACAGAGGGGCAGGCAGACACUGGGAGAGCAGAUCUUUCAGAAGUAGAGGAGACCACCCCUCCUCUCACCUCCAGACAGCUCCACCCCCUGCACCUGUUCCUCCAGUGUUCCCAGCUCCCUCCCUGUACCCACCCCCACAAUUGCCCUACCCCCCUCCAUACUCUUCUGGUCCUAGCCUUGUACCACCUCCCGCCAUCAAUUACCAGCCUCAGCCUGUUUAUGCACCAGGACCACCGGUGCUCAACCCUCCUUGGGUUGCCCCUGGUACCCAGCCCCCGCUUGUCACUCUUCCAGCCUCCCUCUCUCAGCCCUCCCUCUCUAAGGAAGAUUUCUACAGACAGCGGCACCACCGACAGGACAAAGUUACAUCCAAACUGGAUGAAUUUACUAAAGACUUCCACAAAGAGCUUAUGAAGUUUAGAAAUGCACCAAAGAGACGAAGACCAUCUUAUUCGAGGUCCCGGUCAUAUAGUCGCUCUCCAUUCAGCCGUUCUUACUCUCGCUCCAGAUCCAGAUCAAGAUCUAGAUCCAGAUCAAGAUCCAGAUCUUACUCUUAUUCUCUCAGUCGAUCACGCUCGCGUUCUCGCUCCCAUGGCCGGUCUUAUCCCCGCUCCCCUUAUUCCAGACGCAAUGGACGCAGUUAUGGACGCUCACGGACCAGGUCCCGGUCUCGUUCAAGGUCAUACGGGUAUCGGCGCUCUGGAUCACCACGUUCUCCUCCUUCCUACCGGGGAGGAGGUUGGGAAGGACCAGAAGGACCAGGACCCUACAGAUCUAGGUCACGGUCUCGCUCUCCAGGUGGCUACCGGAGCCGCAGCCCUGGUGGACGAAAACCUCCUCCUCGGGAACUAGGAUCAUAUGAACUGAAAGGUCCAAGUCCUGGUGGCCAUGAGCGCUGGGAAAGAGAUAGCUAUCGACAGUGGGAGAAGGAUUAUGCAGACUGGUACAAGUACUACAAAGACUAUGACAACCAACAUCCCUCACUACAUCACAGAGGUCGUGGCAGCAGAGACAGGGAGAGGGACCGAUUGUCCCCAUUAUCUAGAGAUUACUCCCCUCAAGGGAGAGGAAGAAGAGGGCGAGAAGAAAGAGGUGCUCCAUCUCACCAUCCUCCAUCCUCUUCUUCAUCAGGGACCAAGUCCAGUUCUAAAGUCCUGAAGACAAAAAAAGUGAAGAAGAGGAAGACUGGAGAGGAACCUGAGCCAUCACACCAGUCGAUGGACAGAGGUGAUGCUACGCCUGUCAGAGAUGAACCAAUGGAUGAAAUUCCUUCCCCCAUUAAGACACCUCCCAUGUCCUCAAAGCCACAACUUGGUGUUGCAACCACUAAAGCUCCAGCCUCGAAAAGCACUGCUGCAACCGUUAAACCCUCAACCAAGUCGACAACGAAGACCCCGACUGAUAAGACUAAGAAAGAGAAAGGUCAAAAGGUAAAACCUAAAGUUAAGACGGAGGCUGUAAAGGUAAAGAAUGACAAGGUGAAAAAGAAAACUGGAGAAGGAGUGGUUGUGACCAAAAAGAAAGAAUCCUCAUCUUCAUCCUCCUCUGUUGCUAAACCGCUAAAGACCAUUAAAACCAAACCAGAAGAUGCCCCCAGCUCAACUACCCCUAAAAAGGAAAAGAGUAAAAGCUCUGGUGGGAGGCCUGCCCUGCUUAAGACCCCUCCGCUGUCCUCCCAGAACCUCCCUCUACAUCAUGCCUCUAUUCAUGAUGGCCCUCGACCCAGCCACGACAUCCGGGGGAGAAGAGAUGUUCCACAGAGUGCUGGUCUCCUUCCCAUCCCACAUCAACAUGGAGUCCAACUCCUCCCACCUCCCUCCCAAGUGGACAGCCGUAGGAGGAUGGGAGAGGAAGCUCGUUCCUUACUCGGUUCUCCUCCUGGAAAGCUGAGGAGAAUAGAUGGUCUAGGGGGAGGUGGUGAUCUGGUCUCCCACUCACAUGUGUCCCAUCAGCCUCUGCUCCACAGACUCCCACCCUCCUCAGACAGGCCUGGUCUUCUUCCCCUACCUGGGAGCCGUGAGAUGGGCCGGGGAGAUGCAGAUCGAGGACCCAUUAGACCUCUAAUGGACUUUCAGCCACUGACCCAAAGGAGGAUCAAGUUGAACAGAGAUCUGGGGAGAAAAGGCAGCACUGAGACAGCAGCCCCAGACAGAGCACCACUGGGUCCUGAAAAGACGACCUCCUCCUCAGACCGCUCAGCCGCUGCUAACGUAUCUGAAGCAGAACGGUCUAGCAGUGCAGCAGAAGGUGCUGCACGAAAAGAGCGAUCGGCAUCUGUUGAGAGGGGAGUCUCCAGAGAGAGACCAGGAAGUGCUGGAGAGAAACCCCAGGACUCAGACAGAGAUCACAGCAGAAGCUCGGGACUGGACAGAGAGCGAGACAGAGCAUCAGCAUCAGACAGAGAAAGAGACAGAGUCAUGGUGUCUGACAGAGAGAGGGACAGGGUCUCGGGGUCAGGCUCACAGAAGGCAGCCGUUACAGCAGAGAGAGAUGCUGAAGGAGAGCGCUCUGCGAGGUCAGAACGGAGGAACUCUGGUAGUGGAAGUGCAGGAGGGAGGUCUGUUUCUCUGGAUAAAAUGACCAUCGGAGAGAAAUCUUCCAUCACCAGGAGAGUCCCCGACCAUCAAGAGAAACCAAACGAAUCCUCUAAAGAGAGAGGGGAAGCAUCAGAAAGAGCUGCCAAAUCUGACAGGAGUGUGUCCAAGGACAGAACAGAGAGGAGUGUCCCCUCAGGAGAGAAACCAGCUGCAGCUCACAGAGAAGCUGUGAAAGAUGGUGAGGAGUCUGCUGUGAGGAAUAAACCCAGAAUCAGCCGUAAGACUCUGACAAGCCACACUGUGAGCUCCUCCAGGUCAGCUCAAGAAACAAAGCAGGACUCAGACAAAGUCCACAAGUCUCUACCCUCCAAACCUGCAGAACAGCCCCCAUCCAGCCCCGUGGACAGCCAUGGCCGCAGCCCGAGUGUCAGCCCAGCAUCCAGCCCGGCCAGGGAGGAGCCGCUCAUUCAGCCUCCUCCCCGCUCCAAGUGGGAGAGAGAAGAUGACGAGGAAGGCCAGGAUAACGGACUGAGCGCACCCAAGGAGCCCUCACCAGUGCCACAGAAGGGCCGAGGCAAAGAGGCGCAGACUGACGCACCUAAACCUUUCAGGAGCGAAGGCCGGGAUGCAAUGAGGGAGGAGAGGAGAGGAGUAGUGAGGGAAGAGAAGAAAGGGCGAGUACAGAGGGAAGAGGGUAAAGGAAGCAGGAUGCCACAGACCAAUCCUGACAAACCAACCAAAACCAAAAUCGUGAGGGAGGAGGGAAGAGGAGCAAGAGAAGAAGGGAGAGCUGCAGCAAGAGAGGAGGGGAGAGGAGGAAGAGAGGAGGGACGAGGAGUGACGGGAAAGGAGGAGAGAGCAGCGGAAGGCAAAAGUGGAGGCGCACGAGAGGAGAGCCGCGGCCCAGAGCCCAGGAGACAGCGCCUGUGUUCUGACCUGGGUCGAGAGACGGACGAGGCGGCCUUUGUGCCCGACUACAGCGAAGGCGAAGGCUCGGAGCCGGAGAGAGGGAGGAGCGGCAGCCCCAGUCUCUCCCGCAGUCAAGCCUCCCACAGCCCCAGCCUGAGCAACCACAGCGACUCGGGAACCGCAGGGACGGACAAGAAGAAGAAGAAACACAAGAAACACAAGAAGCACAAAAAGCACAAGAAGCACGGGAGCCAGGACAAAGGAGAACACAAGGAGCACAAGCACAAACACAAAAAAAAGAAACACAAAAAGAACAAAGACAAAGAUGUGGAGGAAGAGGAGGAGAAGACGGAGAGGGCAGAGGCCCCCUGCUAACAGGCUGAGAUUGCCACUGCUUUGUUAGCUAGGAGAUAAUGAUGUACCCACAAAUAUCAGUCAACACUGGGAUGCUGCUCCUGCCACUUGAAGGGAAUGGAUGAAUGUCUCUGAAUGUCCAUGACACUGAAGAAGGGCCGUCUGGCUGUUAUUCACACUUUGUCACUGCAGGUCCCCAGACUUACAUGGUACUUUGUUGUGCUUGGUUUGCAGCAUUAAAACCACUGCUGAGGUUUCUUUAAUGUUCGGUGCGAGCCUCUUUGGUGGCUUUGGUCAGGAUAAACUUGGUAGAGAUGCUGUGCCGCACUAUUGUGAUAAGCCUGGAGCCGACCAGAAAGGACUUUAUGAUAAUAACUGAUCACACAGCAGUGAGUCUGAGUGAUUGGAAUAACAACAAACGCUGUACUCAGGGAUGUGAUUGCUUCUUUGUAGAGGAGGAAUUGCUUUUUCUCUGCCUCUGAUUCAUUUGUAAAUACAGAUUAACUGUUGCAUCACAUAAUAUUAAUUUUUUCCUCAGUUUAUUUUGCUCACAUCCCUGUCUGCUGUUCAAGGCUUAAUUGCUGAAUAACCUUCAUCGCUGUGAGGGCCGUUGUAAGCUCUUUUUGAAGGAUUGUACUCGCAGUUUUGCAUGUUGGAGCACAUCAACUGCAAAUCAUGUAUACUUUCCAUUUUUACUAACCAUUUUCAACGUUGACAAUCUAAUUUUUAUGCAGACGUUGGUUUCAGGUCAUUGAAGUGCAGUUUGCAUUUUGUUCUUGAGGCAGUGUUAAAUCCCAGGAAGUUCAUUUUCCCAUCAGACUCGGCAGCAGCUGCUUUGGAAAUGGUCAGCAGUGUAGUAUUUGUGAUUAAUGUGCUAAAACGUGCAAAAUCCUACAUACGAUCCUUUAAGUUAAAACAAAUAUUUUAUGCAUCUGUACUGCACUGGAUUGUAUAAAUCUAGGAGGUGUUAAUUAAUAAUGGCAAGUCGAUCUGCAUGAUUUUGUUCCAAAGGUGCAGUAGCUGUCUGUCACUUUGUCUGAGUGAAUGUGUGUGCGUUGUUGUAAAAUGGGAUGGAAAUGUAAUGUUGGAGGACUAGUCUUCUUACAAAUGAGUUGUUCAUUUUUUUAAUUAAAAUAUUUUGACCUCAUAAAAAAAAAAA